AUGCGAUCCGGCGCAAACAGAACGACUCGACAUCAACCAACAGUCGCCAGGCAGUCAACGCCAUCCAGCACGCUCGUUACAAUUGUUCAAAAUGGUACUGCCGACAAGCUUCGCACGCAGCAGGAGCUCGAGCGGCUCCAGUCCAAGUUCAUCGGCACCGGCCACCCCGACACGACGAGCUGGGAGUGGAAGACCAACAUCCACCGCGACACGUACGCCUCCAUCGUCGGCCACCCGCCCAUGCUCGCCUACAUUGCGCUCGCCGAGAACGAGCCCGUGCAUCUCGUGCGGGCGCGCCUCAUCCGAAAAAUGCUGCAGCCCGCCGGUGCGCCGCCGCAGCGGGACAACGAGUAG
Messenger RNA from Verticillium dahliae VdLs.17, 354 nucleotides. RefSeq names its product splicing factor 3B subunit 5. Gene Ontology annotation, cellular component: precatalytic spliceosome; U2 snRNP. The transcript has 3 exons. The record is from RefSeq and is a predicted model, not a curated record. Gene Ontology annotation, biological process: mRNA splicing, via spliceosome. The coding region runs from base 1 to 354 and encodes 117 amino acids. Lineage: Eukaryota; Fungi; Ascomycota; Sordariomycetes; Glomerellales; Plectosphaerellaceae.